GGGCGUACAGUUUUGCAAACACUGGAUUAGCCGUCUGGCCAAUAGUGAUGCUCAGGAGAUUAUUUAAACAGCAUCUAAAAAAAGCUGCCCACUCAAUGCCCUGCUCACAGAGUGGAAGUGAACAACACUUGCUUGUGGAGUCGAGCUGCCUGUCGCAUGCCAUGUCUGCCUUCUACCGGCUACUUCUCCUCCUGUCUGUGGCCGUGGCCUCUGUGGCGGCCCGCAGGUCCCAGCGGGCGAAGAGAGGCCUGCUGGAGCUGGCAGGCGUCAUCAAGUGCAGCACGGGGAGAUCGGCCUUGGCGUACAUGAUGUACGGAUGCUACUGUGGCCUGGGUGGUCAAGGCUGGCCCCGGGACCAGGCAGACUGGUGUUGCCACCGGCACGAUUGCUGCUAUGGAGACGCAGAACGUCUGGGCUGCCAAACCAAAACCGACCAGUAUCAGUGGACUUGUGAGGACAAGACAGCCGAAUGCGACGAUUUGAAGGACAAAUGUGAAAAGCUGCUGUGCAAGUGUGACAGAAACGCUGCCAGGUGUUUGAGGAGAGCACCUUUCAUCCGAAAGUACGCCCUAUGGCCCGACUUCAUGUGUGGGUACAAACAACCGAUGUGUAACAUUUACUGACACAAUAAACGCAUCUGCACGUCC
Messenger RNA from Scophthalmus maximus (turbot), 647 nucleotides. It is a transcript of the gene pla2g10, whose product is annotated as phospholipase A2 group X. Lineage: Eukaryota; Metazoa; Chordata; Actinopteri; Pleuronectiformes; Scophthalmidae. The record is from RefSeq and is a predicted model, not a curated record. Gene Ontology annotation, biological process: phospholipid metabolic process; lipid catabolic process; arachidonate secretion. Gene Ontology annotation, molecular function: phospholipid binding; calcium ion binding. Bases 48 to 623 code for a protein of 191 amino acids. The transcript has 4 exons.